AUGCUAUCCCUUACCAAUUCCCCAUACCAUUACAGCCAGUGCAACCAAUUACCUGGUCGUCACACGCGCACUUAUUCUCAACCAGCUCAGCAGCUCCCCUCAGAUUUCAACUUCGACUUUGCAUCAUCAACACCCCUCUCGAUCAUCGACAACAUCAACUCACUCGCAAACGGUGUUCUACCCAACGACGGAAUGCAGUCAGACUCUUGGGGCAACAUCCCUCGUUACACACCCGAAAAGCUUGGCCGAUAUUCUCACCAACGUGGAUCCUCGCUCUCGUCUCUAGGUUCCACGGGCCCAGCAUCACCUUACUCUUCCAACACAUCUAACCCUCAGAUCGCAGUCACUGACUCGCUCGGUGACGACCUUUCUGACAUGUACGCCCAGCAUGACAACAGCAGCCAGGGCGGGUCCUUCUACCACCAGAUGGCCAAGCCUGUCAGCCAUUACUCGGGUUACCAGACAUUUGACCCAUCUGUCCCUGAGAUGGCCUACCCAGUCACAAUCCCAGGACCUGGUGGCAAGCAGACACGCGUGGACCGCAGCAAUCUGCUGCCUGCGCCAGAGCUGUCCAACAGCGGAAGCCGAUCCCAGCCUGGGUCAGUGGCAAGCUCAAUCGCGGGCGGUGAUUCACCAGCUACCCCUACUGUCAGCCAUGAAGAUGCAGCUGCAGACAGGCGCAGAAAAGAAGGCUAUGGUAAUAUGCCCAAGCUUGACCGCACCAUCACAGAUGUUUAUGGAGAUGAGCUCUACAGCCCCAACUUUGCCAUCACAUCUACGCCACCUCAACAACACCAAAUGUCUGCCAUGUCUCCCCCAAACGAACUGUUUAGCCAGCGCCUUAGCGCUGCUAACAGCCAGCAUCUCCACAUCUCUCACUCUCCAAACUCUACUGCUUCGCGGGGCCGAUCAUCUCCAUUCAGGCACGACUCCCCCUAUGCGCCUUCCAGCCAUGACUUCAAUGCUGCUCAGAACCAGGGCAUGCAAAUGAACACGGCGCAAAGGAAGCAGCAGCAAGAUCUCCAGAUGUACCAGCAGCAGAUGGCGCGCGCACGCACUCAAUCCGCGACACCCAAGACCAUCUCUCCCAAGGACGCGAUGCUUGAGUUCAACGAUGAGGCAGAGGCUACCUUCCCCCUCUUCCCCCAGCCUACAGGCUUGGAGAUUGAUCAGAUGGCCAAGCAAAUGGUCCCCCAAGGUGUCAACUCCCACUUCAUGCACUCUGGCCACAACGGCGACCAGCUCAGCUACCUUCAACCCCAGAUGCCCACCGGUAUGGGUAUCCAGGUGCCUCAGCAGUAUCCCUUCGUCGCCCGGGCACAACCUGUCACCACCGGCUCGCCAGCUCGUCUUGGCUCCUCGGGCUCUAGCAUCAACUCCCGCAGCAGCACUCCUUCAAGGAUGACGCGACCCAUGGGAAUGGCAGCUGAGGGUGGUACCUACACAUGUACCUAUCACGGAUGCACUCUUCGCUUUGAGACGCCAGCUCUUCUCCAGAAGCACAAGAGGGAGGGUCACCGUCAAAGUCACGGCCUCACAGUACCUCGACCCCACGACGGUAUGACAUCCAGCCUGCUUAACAGCCAAGCCGGACCCCACCGCUGCGAUCGCAUCAACCCUAGCACUGGCAAGUCUUGCAACACGAUCUUCUCGCGGCCCUAUGAUCUCACUCGACACGAAGAUACGAUCCACAACGCCCGCAAGCAGAAGGUCCGAUGCGACGUCUGCACAGAGGAGAAGACAUUCAGCCGCGCCGACGCAUUGACAAGACACUAUCGUGUCUGCCACCCUGACAUGGACCUCCCUGGCAAGCACCGCCGCCGUGGUGGCAGCUGA
This is a messenger RNA of Clonostachys solani, 1836 nucleotides long. The record is from the annotation of a GenBank genome assembly. NCBI's taxonomy places the organism in Eukaryota, Fungi, Ascomycota, Sordariomycetes, Hypocreales, Bionectriaceae.